This is a messenger RNA of Scheffersomyces coipomensis, 1645 nucleotides long. RefSeq names its product histidine phosphatase family protein. Bases 229 to 1620 code for a protein of 463 amino acids. Gene Ontology annotation, molecular function: acid phosphatase activity. Lineage: Eukaryota; Fungi; Ascomycota; Pichiomycetes; Serinales; Debaryomycetaceae. The record is from RefSeq and is a predicted model, not a curated record. Gene Ontology annotation, cellular component: fungal-type cell wall. The transcript has a single exon.
ACAUCGGGUAGCAUUCUCUACCACUGGUUACGUAACAUAUGCUCCAAAAUGACCUGAUAAUAAGCUCUUUAAAUCUAUAAAAAUGUUAGUUCAUUUUUUUUUUUGCAACUAUCCACACGUGUUUUACCAAACAAAAAAAACUCGCGAUACUUGGAUCAAACAUAAAAGAGCUUGAUACGGUCCUUUGCCAAAUAUCAAAUGCUAUAGAUAAGCAUCACACACCAAUCAAUGGUAUCACUACUAAAGCUAUUUAAUCAUGGGUUACUACUAGUAGACAACUCCUUCUUCAACACUGUCGCGACUCCUCAGCAAGCUGCUAAAGAACAAUAUAAUGUGGUGAAAUAUUUAGGUGGAUCUGCCCCAUACAUACAACGACCAGGAUUUGGAAUAUCAACAGAAAUACCGCAUAAAUGUGAAGUUGAGCAAGUUCACUUGCUAUCAAGACAUGGAGAAAGAUAUCCAUCGAAAGGUGAUGGAGUUCAAUUUGAAAAAAUAUUCAAAAAAUUUCAAGACUAUCCAAAUCAAUUCAAAGGUGAUCUAGAGUUUUUAAAUGAAUAUCAAUACUUCGUGACUGAUCCUAACAAUUAUGAAAAGGAAACUUCCCCAUUCAAUGCAAAUAGUCCAUUUGAUGGUAUAAGAGACGAAUUGAGACAUGGGUCUACGUUUAGAACUAAGUAUGGGUCCUUGUAUAAUUCAAAUUCACGUAUGCCAGUAUUUACGACCAAUUCACAAAGAUGUUAUAAGACUUCAGAAGCGUUUAUGAAGGGUUUCUUAGGUGAUGAUUAUAAUGAAGACGAUAUUGAUUUCGUUGUCAUUAGUGAAGAUGGUGAUAUGGGUUUAAAUUCAUUGACUCCAAGAUAUGCAUGUUCAAGUUUAGAUAGUGAGAUCAAUAGACUGAAACUCAAUCAAUAUGAUAGAUCAUUUCUUAAUGAUAUUCUCUCCAGAUUCCAGACAGAUAAUCCUGGUUUGGAUUUAACUCCUUCCGAAGUUAAUUCAUUGUUCUUUUGGUGUGCAUUUGAAAUCAAUGUCAAAGGGUCAUCUCCAUUUUGUAAUCUAUUCACAAACGAAGAGUUUAUAAGGAGUUCCUAUUCAACUGAUUUAGGAAACUAUUAUACCACAGGACCAGGAAAUUCACAAUCUAGAGUAGUCGGAUCAGAAAUGAUUAAAGCAACUUUGAAACUAUUACAGGAUAAUAAUUCAGAAAACAAAAUUUGGAUAUCAUUUACUCAUGAUACAGAUAUGGAAAUGUAUUUAAGUUGUUUAGGUAUAAUUGAUCCACAACAAGAACUUCCAGUAGAUAGAAUUCCAUUUCCAAAUCCAUACAGUGCAGCCGAAAUGUUACCUCAAGGGGCAAGAAUUUAUGUUGAGAAAUUCAAAUGUAACGAUAAUGAAUCUUAUGUGAGAUAUAUUAUAAAUGAUUCCGUCAUGCCUAUAUCGAAUUGUUUACAGGGUCCAGGAUUCUCGUGUAAAUAUUCGGACUACAAUAAUUAUAUUACAGAUAGAUUAGCUGGUUUAAACUUUGAACAACAAUGUCUGCUUAAGCAAGGUUUAUCUAACGAAUUAACUUUUUAUUGGGACUAUAAAUCUGUUAAGUAUGAUGCUCCACUCAUAGAUCAAUAAUGCUACUAUAUAUUUUAUGUAAUAC